AUGUCGUCAGAAAGCGCCGUAGCGCAGCUCUCCCUCCCGCUGCCCCGCUCCUUGGACACGCGCAUCCACAUCCAUCUCACCACCAAGGCCAAGGCGGUCACCCUCUUCCUCACCUCAGUGACGCAAGACGAGCAGUCGGGGCCCGCGGCGCUGGGAUCCUUCGUAUACGCCCUGCCAAACAGACUGGAGCCCGCGCAGCCGAUCUCGACGGCCAUCUACUCGGUAGAGUCGACGCUCGAGUUCACGACGAGGAUGGCCAAGCUGCUUGCCAAGCGUACGGGCAUGCCCGUCUACGUAGGCUGCUCCAUCAACCUGGGCGGCUCGGCCAUGGGCCUCUCCGUCGAAGAGGAGAUGGAGGCGUUCCGGGCCAUCGUCGACGUCGUCACGGGGAAGCUCAAGAGCGGCCAGGCCGUCAUCAACGGUGUCUCCUGA
Molecule: messenger RNA, 432 nt
Organism: Colletotrichum navitas
Lineage: Eukaryota; Fungi; Ascomycota; Sordariomycetes; Glomerellales; Glomerellaceae
Exons: 2
Coding region: 1-432 (143 amino acids)
Biological process (GO): proteasome assembly
Source: RefSeq, a predicted model, not a curated record